AUGGAGACCGUCAACACAAGUGAUCGAUUGGCGCAGCUGCGACAGCUGAUGAAGGAGCAUAAAGUAGACAUAUACGUUGUACCGUCUGAAGAUAGCCAUUCCUCCGAAUACAUCGCCGCGUGCGAUGGCAGGCGCGAGUUCAUAUCUGGUUUCAGCGGUUCCGCGGGCUGCGCAGUGAUCACCCACGACAAGGCGACGCUCGCGACAGACGGCAGAUACUUCAACCAGGCUUCUCGGCAGCUCGACAAGAACUGGCAUCUCCUCAAGCAGGGCAUCCAGGACGUCCCGACAUGGCAAGAGUGGUCCGCGGACGAGUCGGCGGGAGGCAAGGUCGUCGGCAUAGACCCAACCCUGAUCUCAGGGUCGGCCGCUAAGAAGCUUCAGGAGAAAGUCCAGAAAGCUGGCGGCUCGGACUUCGUCGCCGUGGCCGAGAACCUGGUGGACAAGGUCUGGGGCAGUGAUCGACCUGCGCGGCCUUCCGAGCCGGUCGUUGUCUUGGCGGAGGAGCAUGCUGGGAAGGAUACCAAGACCAAGCUUUCCGAGCUACGGAAGGAGCUGGAGAAGAAGAAGUCGGCUGGUUUCGUCGCUUCUGUGCUCGACGAGAUUGCUUGGCUCUACAACCUCCGCGGAAGCGACAUUCCCUAUAACCCAGUCUUCUUCUCCUACAGCAUCAUCACACCUGACUCAGCGACCCUGUAUGUGGACGAGUCCAAGCUCAGCAAGGAGUGCCAAAGCUACUUGUCUGAGAAUAGCAUCGCGAUCAAGCCUUAUGACAAGAUCUUUGAGGAUGCCAAGUCGCUCAGCCAGUCGGUGGAGACCAAGGGUGAAGGCGAGGAGGUCACGGCUGUCCAGAAGUUCUUCAUCUCUAACAAGACAUCCUGGGCGCUGAAGCUGGCACUGGGAGGUGACAAGUUCGUCGAGGAAAUCCGGAGCCCGAUUGGUGAUGCCAAAGCGAUCAAGAACGACACCGAGCUGGAAGGGAUGAGGCAGUGCCACAUCAGAGAUGGUGCAGCGCUGACCGAGUACUUUGCAUGGCUGGAGGAUCAACUAGUCAACAAGAAGGUCACAAUGGACGAGGUCACAGCGGCUGACAAGCUCGAGGCGCUGCGGGCAAAACAGGACAAGUUUGUCGGGCUCUCGUUUGACACUAUCUCUGCUACGGGACCAAAUGGUGCUGUCAUCCACUACAGCCCCGAGAGAGGCAAUUGCGCCGUCAUCGAUCCCAACGCCACUUAUCUGUGCGACUCGGGCGCACAGUAUCUAGACGGCACCACGGAUACGACUCGCACGCUACACUUUGGAACACCGACAGAGGAGCAGCGACACACCUUUACGUUGGUGCUCAAGGGCCAUAUUGCCCUGGGAACGGCCGUCUUCCCGAAAGGCACGACUGGAUUCGCGCUGGACUGCUUGGCGAGGCAAUUUCUCUGGCAAGAGGGUCUCGACUAUCGACAUGGCACUGGUCAUGGUGUCGGUUCCUAUCUCAACGUGCACGAGGGUCCGAUUGGCAUUGGCACUCGCAAACAAUACUCGGAGGUCGCUCUCAGCGCUGGAAAUGUGCUUUCCAAUGAGCCUGGCUACUACGUGGACGGUUCGUACGGUAUCCGGACUGAGAACAUGGUGCUGGUCAAGGAGGUCAAGACGAAGAACUCGUUUGGCGAUAAGCCGUACCUCGGCUUCGAGAACGUCACGAUGGUGCCGUACUGCCGCAAGCUCAUCGACGUGAGCAUGCUGACGGAGAGUGAGAAGAAGUGGCUCAACAAUCACCACGCUGACGUGCUGGCCAAGCUCAAGGGUUUCUUCGAGGGUGACGAGCUCACAAUGGCGUGGCUGAAGAGAGAGACGGAGCCGUUCUGA
Thyridium curvatum is the source of this 1857-nucleotide messenger RNA. RefSeq lists its product as uncharacterized. The transcript has 3 exons. Gene Ontology annotation, molecular function: metalloaminopeptidase activity. Lineage: Eukaryota; Fungi; Ascomycota; Sordariomycetes; Thyridiales; Thyridiaceae. The coding region runs from base 1 to 1857 and encodes 618 amino acids. The record is from RefSeq and is a predicted model, not a curated record.